AUUUCGCCUUCUUUCGCCAUCAAAAUCUAGGAGACCAUGCAUUCAGCGAAAUUCGGCUGGCCGCAUUGCCGUGUAUAAUCUUCGUAGAGGAAGAAUAACAAGGAAGAAGCAACAAUGGACUCAGACUGUUACGUGAACGUCGAUGGCGUGCGGAUACCUAAGAUAUUUGGCGAGGAAAACUUUCGUUCGGCAGCCAAGUACAUCCCAAGAGAUGGAGACCUGUUCGUCGUCAGCCAUCCGAAAUGCGGCACGUCGUGGGUGGGUUACGGUAACUACUUCGACCAUUUGCUGCCGUGGUACGACAUCCGAGAAAAACACAACGUCCUGUUCAUCACCUACGAGCAGCUUAAAGCGGACACAAAGGGGCAGAUCCUCAGGAUUGCAGACUUCAUCGGGAGCGAUCAUGGAGCCAUCUUGCGAGAAGACACUAAUACAAUUAAAAAAGUCUUGGAUUCGUGCAGCAUGCAGAACAUGAGAAUCCUUCACAAUGAUGAUCCAGAGGAGAGAAUUAUAAAGUUUUCUGGUAUGUUUAAGAAUACGUCCACGACUCGUGACGAAUAUUCCUAUGUCACUCCGCCCGAGUCAAGGCAUGAAGGAUCGGGAUUCGUCCGAAAGGGAGCUGUUGGAGACUGGAGGAACCACUUCACUGCUAAGCAGAUUGAAAUUACAAAGGCGUGGAUUGCGGACAAAUGUAAGAACUCAACUGUCAUGCAGCUGUGGGCCGACCUGGACCUUCCAUGAUUCAUAGGUGAAAAAUGGUACUACAAUAAAGAAUAAAAAGCAGCG
Messenger RNA from Dermacentor andersoni, 786 nucleotides. The record is from RefSeq and is a predicted model, not a curated record. NCBI's taxonomy places the organism in Eukaryota, Metazoa, Arthropoda, Arachnida, Ixodida, Ixodidae.